UGGUUGGACAGUGCGACAAAGACCACGUCAUGUUUGGCUCUGGUCUCGCUCUGGUGCACUCGGCCAUGCGUACUAGUGACCAGGCUGCAUCAUGCCGACCGGUGUUUGGAAAAUCACCGUUGUUCAUUUCACCACCAUAAUCGGCAUCUUCUGCAGUAUCCGUAACGAUGUGAAUCCAGGGGAUAAUCUAAACAUUCCGGCAAUCGCCAAAUAUUUCACCACGAAAGGGAGGUACGAGGAGGUGAACCCGCAUCUCAUUGACGACAUACUUGCUGUAAACACAUCGAUUUUGCAGCCUCCGUCGACACAAUGUCGAGAAAUCCAUCUGACUGCCAUCAUAAGACACGGCACAAGGUACCCGACGGUCAAAAACAUCAAGAAGAUGCGGAAGUUUUACGAGUUGGUCAAGAGCAGCGCCGCAGGAGAAGCCAGUUGGCUGCGGGAAAUCCAGACUCAGUGGAAAAUGUGGUACACUGAGGACAUGGACGGCAGACUGGCACAAAAAGGUGUGGAGGAUCACAAGCAUUUGGCCAUCAGGCUGUCAAAGCUGUUCCCCACAAUGAUUUCAGAGGAGAAUCUCCGAGGUGGAUUCAUCCAGUUCAUAACCAGCUCAAAGCACAGGUGUGUCAACAGCACGCUGUCCUUCAAGGCAGGACUGACAGAGCUGUGGGCUAUUACAGAUAAGGAGUUUGACCAUGCAGUGAAUGAUGCCCUGAUGAGGUUUUUUGACCAGUGCACCAGGUUUGUACAGGAAGUCGAUAACAACCCCUCUGCUCUGUCAGAGAUGGACAAGUUCAAGCAGGGACCAGAGAUGAGGAGAGUCCAGGAGAAGAUCGCAGACCGUCUCAGAGUCCAGUACAGUCUCAUCACAGAUGAAAUGGCCGAAGCUGCAUUUUACUUGUGUGCUUAUGAGUUUGCCAUCAAGACUGUGAACUCUCCCUGGUGUCAGCUCUUCGAUGUGGUCGAUGCACAGGUAAUGGAGUACGCAAAUGACCUAAAGCAGUUCUGGAAAAGAGGCUAUGGUUACGAUAUUAACAGCAAGUCGAGCUGCAUCCUCUUCCAUGAUGUGUUCAGUCGACUGGACAAAGCAGCCAGCGAGAACAAGUCAGGCCAGAAGGUGAGUGAGACUGUGACAGUCCAGAUUGGCCAUGCAGAGACCAUCCUGCCUCUGCUUACCCUCCUGGGCUUCUUCAAGGACAGCAAUGUCCCGACAUCCACCAACUACGCCACACAGACCCAGCGCUCCUUCCGCACCAGCCGCAUGUUACCCUACGCAGCUAACUUUCUCCUGGUGUUGUACGACUGUGGGGGAGGAGACCUGAGACUGCAGCCGCUGCUCAAUGAAAAGCCUGUGACUUUUCCCGGUUUGAUUGACCGGGGAAGCUACAUGCCGCUCUAUGAGGACGUCAAAGAGAACUACAGGGAACUGCUCCAAGGCUGUGACUUUGAGACUGAGUGUCAGUUGUUUAAGCAUCCUGCUGAGGUUUAGGCAGAGAUGGUAAAUUCUGGAAAAUAAGGCACUGAAGUGGCUUUAUUGAUUCUGAUUUGCCAGAUGGAGUGAAAAUUGUGGUCCUCAUGCAAACAUCUUAGCCUGAAUGCUUCCCUGGUGUAACCCAAGAGCUGUGAUUUUUAGCAUUUAGCAUUUUUAGUGUUUUUCACUGCCUUUGUCUUAUACCUGAGAAUAGUCAGACGGGGUGCCUUCAUUACAGUAUUACUAUUUCUGUAUUGCUUAUUUGCAUUUUUUGGAAUGUUUGCACACAGUAGAAUAGGAAUUAAACAAUGUAUUUUUGCUGUGUA
This is a messenger RNA of Scatophagus argus, 1797 nucleotides long. Its product is annotated as multiple inositol polyphosphate phosphatase 1-like. NCBI's taxonomy places the organism in Eukaryota, Metazoa, Chordata, Actinopteri, Scatophagidae. Bases 92 to 1489 code for a protein of 465 amino acids. Gene Ontology annotation, molecular function: inositol phosphate phosphatase activity; acid phosphatase activity. The record is from RefSeq and is a predicted model, not a curated record. The transcript has 5 exons.